UUGAAGAAUUUUGUGCCGGUGACGGUGAUUGUCACCGAUGUCAACGACCAUCCACCGGAAUUCAUUCAAGAACAGUAUUAUGGAGUAGUGUUUGACGAUUAUCCAAUCGGCUACUCUAUUCCGUUGAACAUCAAAGCUGUCGAUAAAGACGAUGGAAUAAAUGCAGUGAUUAAGUACUUCCUGAACGGCUCAGACGCAAACUGCUUUUCAAUCGAUCACGUAUCCGGAAGCAUCAGCCUUCAGUGCGACAUUUCUCGCCGGCGCAAGAAGAGCUUUGAACUUGAGGUUGUAGCUAUCGAUCGUAACGGCUCCGGCAACGAGGCAUCUGCGAAGCUCUCUGUGGUCGUUGUUCCGCAUCAAGUAUCAGUUGAAACGGGGUCGAAUGUGACGCAGUUACUGCCUUCCAACGACUCAUCGUUUGACUCCGCUUGCCGCUUAGAGUUUAGCUCGGACCUCGUGGACGUCGUUCUAGUCGAACACGCGCCGUUGUCGUCACCCGUCUACAUCGCAACGUUGUCGUACGGACGUCAAACCUGUGCAAAAGUUACCUUCGGCUUUGGGGACAAUUCCGCUCUGCCGUACUUCAACAUCGAUCCCAGCACAGGCCUGAUCUCUGUUUCGGGGGACAUCGACAUCAGGCGCUUGGAAAGACAGGGUCUGCUGAGCGGACACGACCCUCGAGACAGCGUCAUGCUCAACAUCAGUGCCACCGCAUAUUCGCCGCCGGACAGCGACAAGCUCCAGGCGUUUAUGCGAGUUCGCGUUCAUGUUUAUGGCACGGAGCAAAGGCAAGACGGUGGCGUAGCUUUUGUGAGCUCCAGUUACAGCUUCACGUUGAAGGAAAACCAAAAACCAGGAACGUAUGUGGGACAGGUGGUUGCAAAGUAUCAAAGAACGGAUGACAUUCAGUAUACAUUGUUGUAUUCACAGUUGUUUGAAAUAGCGAACUCAUCGAACGUUACAGUGAAAAUUGAAGAUGUAAAUGACAACUCGCCGGUAUUUACAAAGGGAAUAUAUUUGGUAGAAAUUCCUGAAGGACCCUAUGGAAACGGAGCUGUUAUAGGAUUUGUCAAAGCCACUGACCGGGACAGUGGCGAGAACGGAAACGUUUACUACUACACGCCUGAUUCGGAGAUUCCCUUCAACGUCAGUGAGGAUGGCAACAUCUUCUGCUAUGGAACUAUCGAUCGGGAAAUGAGAGAGGUGUACGAAUUUGCCGUACAGGUAAAUACUUAUUGA
Messenger RNA from Soboliphyme baturini, 1239 nucleotides. The record is from the annotation of a GenBank genome assembly. NCBI's taxonomy places the organism in Eukaryota, Metazoa, Nematoda, Enoplea, Dioctophymatida, Soboliphymatidae.